Molecule: messenger RNA, 1856 nt
Organism: Lacerta agilis (Sand lizard)
Lineage: Eukaryota; Metazoa; Chordata; Lepidosauria; Squamata; Lacertidae
Gene: MFRP
Product: membrane frizzled-related protein
Exons: 12
Coding region: 3-1814 (603 amino acids)
Molecular function (GO): protein binding
Source: RefSeq, a predicted model, not a curated record
AUAUGUAUAUCUCACUGGUGCUUGGUUUCCCCCAGGAAAAUGCCAGCUCCCUGGCUCCACCUUUGCCGCGGUUCUUGCUAACAGAAUUCUCCAACCCCGUGUUUGAGGAGGAUGGCGAGGCACCAGCCCAGCGUCAGCCGGACGUCGAGAACAGAAACAGCACCAAACUCUCCGCCAACGGCUUUGCCCAACAGGUCCGGGACAUGGCAAGCAGGAAGUUCAAGCCAGACUGCAAGUUCUCCUGGCUCUGCGUGGCAAUUCUCAGCACGGUGCUUCUCCUCCUCCUGGCCUUAUUAGUGGGCAUCAUCAUCGCCUCCCCAGAGCUGAAGUCCCACCAUCCCGUCAAACCCUCGCUCGGGGCUUCUCAUGCCCACACCAUCACCGCUACCUCAACUCCCAUCCCCAGGACCUCGCCAAGACCCCAGCCCACGGGGACACUAUCCCAGGGAGGAAAGUCGCCUGUUACCACAAUGCCAGCACCUUUAUGUGGGGGGAUCCUGCUUGGCCCCAAGGGCACCUUCAGCUCCCCCAACUACCCAGCCCCCUACCCCCCAAACAUCUUGUGCAAGUGGCACAUCCGGGUGACGGCAGGGAUGGCGAUCCAGCUGAAGGUGGUGGAGCUAGACAUUGAGAGUUCUGCCUCAUGCCUAUACGACCGGCUGGAGAUAUUCAAGGAGCAGGACGCUUCCUCGUUGUGGGAUGGGAGUACCAGGUACUGUGGUUCCGUGGCACCGGCAACGAUCAACACCAACUCCAGCCAGCUUCAGGUCAUCUUUGUCUCAGAUGACAACAUUGCUCCCUCGGGCUUCACUGCCUGGUAUCGGGCCAUUCUGCCCAGUGAAAAGAACUGUUCCUGGGAUGAGUUUCUCUGUGACCAGGGUCUCUGCCUCCACUCGGCCUACGUGUGUGAUGGUUAUCAUGACUGCCACGACAAGAGAGAUGAAGCCAACUGUAGCACAAAGCACAAAGGUUGUGGGGGGACCCUCACCAGCAUGGAAGGGCAAUUAUUCUCCCCAAAUUACCCACAGCCAUACCCACAUCUGCAGCUCUGCCUCUGGCAUAUCUCAGUGCCCGUGGGCCACGUGGUGGACUUGCAUUUCCACAACUUCAGCCUUGAGUCCCAGGAGGAGUGCAACUAUGACUUUGUGGAGGUGUACGACAGCGCUGGGAUGGGAGCAACCAGCGUCAUGGGCAGGUUCUGCAGCUCCAACUUGCCCCCUGUCCUGACCUCCUCACAGCAUGUCAUGACAGUCCUCUUUGUGGCGGACGAAGGAAUAGCUGACAACGGGUUCUUUGCCACUUACCAUGCCCACAACGCCACGGAAAAAACGUGCAGCCCCCUGGAUUUCUCCUGCAGAAAUGGCGAGUGCCUGUCUCAGGCGUUGGUGUGCGAUGGCUGGCACAACUGCCCAGAUGGGAGCGAUGAAUUCAACUGCACCAGCCUCACCUAUGCAUCUUUCGAGCCGUCCUGCGAGCCGAUUGAGGUAGAGAUGUGUUUGGGUCUCAGUUACAAUGCCACCUCUUUCCCCAACAUCUGGCUGACCAUUAUGGAUCAGCAAGAGGCAGAAGAGCAUCUCGAAGACUAUAUGAUGCUGAAGGACUUCUCUUGCUACCCAUCUCUGCGCUUGCUCCUGUGCAGCCUCUUCGUACCCAAGUGCACCCCGGACGGGGGCAUCCUGCAGCCGUGCCGCUCCGUGUGCCUGGCAGCCGAGCAGAGCUGCCAGCAAUCCCUCACCCUUCUGGGCCUCCCGUGGCCCCUGAACUGCAAUGUCCUGCUAGAUUCCAACAACCCUUUGGAGUGCUUCCUGCCAUAAAAGGGGCUGCCCCGCUCUAUCCGCAACCCCUACUUCACGUGC